Messenger RNA from Brassica oleracea var. oleracea, 1404 nucleotides. Its product is annotated as alpha/beta hydrolase domain-containing protein 17B. The transcript is spliced from 5 exons. The record is from RefSeq and is a predicted model, not a curated record. NCBI's taxonomy places the organism in Eukaryota, Viridiplantae, Streptophyta, Magnoliopsida, Brassicales, Brassicaceae. Bases 221 to 1105 code for a protein of 294 amino acids.
AAGAUCGGAUCCAAUCCUCUCCUCCCCCACCUUCUCUCCAUUUUCUUGCCUCUACUAAAAAAAAAAAAACAAAACAAACAAACAAAACAAUUUUUUAAUUCUUUUCUUAGACAGAGCCAAAGACCGAGAGAGAGAAAGAGAUUCUGGGGUUUGUGUUUUCUUCCUCUCUUCAUUGAAAGUUCUCAUCUUCUCCUCUGAUUCCUUGUGGGUUUUUGAUCAAAUGGGUAAUGUGACAUCAAACGUGGCGGCAAAGUUUGCCUUCUUCCCUCCAGAGCCUCCAACGUACCGUGUAACGGACGACGAAGAGACAGGGAAGCUGGUCUUGUCCGGAGUCUCGCAAGACAAGAACAUGGAAGUCCAUCAGCUCACCACAAAGUCUGGUAACAAAGUCGUUGCCACGUUCUGGAGACACCCUUUUGCGAGAUUCACGCUUCUCUAUUCUCAUGGCAACGCAGCUGAUCUUGGUCAAAUGGUUGAGCUCUUCAUUGAGCUCCGUGCUCAUCUCCGCGUCAACAUCAUGAGUUAUGAUUAUUCAGGAUAUGGAGCUUCAACAGGAAAGCCGUCUGAAUUCAACACAUACUAUGACAUAGAGGCAGUGUACAACUGCUUGAGAAGCGAUUAUGGGAUCAAGCAAGAGGAGAUUAUUCUGUACGGACAGUCUGUAGGAAGCGGGCCAACGUUGCACAUGGCUUCAAGGUUGAAGAGGCUGAGAGGAGUUGUUCUCCACAGCGCCAUUCUCUCUGGCAUUAGAGUCUUGUAUCCUGUCAAAAUGACUCUCUGGUUCGAUAUCUUCAAGAACAUAGACAAGAUUCGCCAUGUCAACUCCCAAGUUCUUGUCAUACAUGGCACAAAGGAUGAGAUUGUGGAUUUUUCGCACGGGAAGCGAUUGUGGGAGCUGGCUAAGGAGAAGUAUGAUCCGUUGUGGGUGAAAGGAGGAGGUCAUUGCAACCUGGAGACUUACCCCGAGUACAUCAAGCACCUGCGCAAGUACAUAAACGCAAUGGAGAAGCUCUCUCUAACCAAUCCACCGCCUAAAGAGCUAACUAAUGAGCCUAGUAUCACCGAGACUAAGCACAACCGGUGCUUGAGAUUUAGGAAAAGGUAGGUUUGGUUUCUGGAGGUUGGUUAGUAGCAGAGAAGCAGAAGACCAUUCAAGGAAAUGCUUGUGCAGAGUCAUUUCCUCAAGAGUGAUCCAAACCAAAGCAAACACAGAGAGUCACAAAGACUGUCGCAAGGGAGAUCAUCUAGAGAGGUGUGUGUUACUACCGUAAAAUGUAGCCCUGUCCUUAGGUACUUGCGCAAUGUUAAAUCUUCUGUAAAAUGAAAUGUAAUGUAGCACCAAGUUUGGGGUUUUCAUCAAACAUUAUUACUUGUAGGAGAAGCUAACAGAAAAAAGAUGUACUC